Messenger RNA from Lactuca saligna, 894 nucleotides. The record is from the annotation of a GenBank genome assembly. NCBI's taxonomy places the organism in Eukaryota, Viridiplantae, Streptophyta, Magnoliopsida, Asterales, Asteraceae.
AUGCAAUUCAGAGAUAGUAGCUUAAAUGAUGAGAGAAUGGGGUGUGAAGAAGAGGAAGAAGAAUGCGAACUUUAUGGGGACAUUGAGGCAUUUGCUGUUGUGUUGGAGCACAAUUAUGGGGAUUUGUCACCUAUUAGGGGUUUGGUACGUAAGAGCAAGGAUGUAGAUGAUGGAUGUAGUUAUGUGGCACCACGUAUGGAAAAUGAAAUCACAGAUGAUGAUCUUACAAUGACUCGGUUUUAUAAGUUACCGGGUGUGAUGGAUGAAAUGAUAGAUAUGGCAACUAAAACUGAGAUUAUGUUUUCAAGUAGUAAACGUGAAGAAGAAGAAGAGAAUCCAAUUGUUGUGUUUAUAUUUAAUUCAAAUGAAGGAAUAAAUCUAGAGGAUGAGAUGAACAAUGUUGGCAAUGAAGAUGAUAAUGGUAAAAGGGGAAAAAGGGACAAGAAAUCUACAAAUUUAUUUCAUUCACCUUUUACUGAACGGACUAGUGAAAUGUUGAACAAAUCGGGUGUAGGAGUCGAAACAUGCAGAAUGUUUGAUGGAUUGCUGAGAGUUUACACUAAUAAGUUUAGAGUGUUACCAAGUUUGAAAGAUGUUGGGCUGGUGAAACUAUUGUGCAGCUACUUAUCAUUACAAAAUCAUUCAAUAGUAAAAGCUUUAACUGGAGCAAAACCACAUGUGAUGAACAUUCGUUGGUGCAUAGCGAAACUGGGACCGAAUUGUGGAUUAUAUCUUAUAAGACCCAUGGAAAGUUAUAUGGGAGAAGGUGAAGGGCGAUGGGAUUCUGGUUUUACAGGAAAAGGGAAUGCAGACAAUGUUGCACUUAUGAAUUUAAGGAGCAUGUAUUUGGCUAGAAUGAUGAAAACCAAAUUCAAUGUGCAUAAAAAAUGCUAG